AUGAUUAGAAAUACCUUCAAAAUAGGUAAAAUAAUGUCAUCAGGAAAAGUUUUAGUUUAUGGUGGAAAAGGUGCACUUGGAUCUAAAGUUGUUGAAAUAUUUAAAGAAAAUAAAUAUCAUACUAUUUCUAUUGAUUUAACAAAAAAUGAACAUGCUGAUAAUAACAUUGUUGUUGACAGUUCACUUGACCAAUUAGAACAAGAAAAAUUUAUAAUGGAAGAGGUUAAAAAUGUACUUGGAGAUGAUAAAUUAGAUGGAGUAUUUUGUGUAGCUGGUGGUUGGGCUGGUGGUAACUCAUCAUCAACAGAUUUUGUAAAAAAUUGUGAUAUGAUGUGGAAACAAUCUGUUUGGAGUUCUGUAAUUUCAUCUGCCAUUUCUUCAAAAUAUCUUAAGGAAGGUGGUAUUCUUCAAUUGACUGGAGCUGCUGCUGCUGAGACAGGAACACCAGGAAUGAUUGGUUAUGGUAUGGCUAAGGCUGCUGUUCAUCAUCUUGUCAAAAGUUUAUCAAUGAAUGAUUCUGGUUUACCAAAAAAUUGUAAUGUUUUGGCUAUCCUUCCAAUUACAUUAGAUACUCCAAUGAAUCGUAAAUGGAUGCCAAAAGGAGAUUUUAGUUCAUGGACACCAUUAACAUUAUUAGGAGAAAAAUUUCUUUCAUGGACAACUACUCCAUCAACCCGCCCUUCAUCAGGAUCCUUAUUGAAAAUUGUCACUAAAAACAAUGAGACAUCAUUUAUUCCAUUAUAA
Molecule: messenger RNA, 744 nt
Organism: Strongyloides ratti
Lineage: Eukaryota; Metazoa; Nematoda; Chromadorea; Rhabditida; Strongyloididae
Product: Dihydropteridine reductase
Exons: 2
Coding region: 1-744 (247 amino acids)
Biological process (GO): tetrahydrobiopterin biosynthetic process; L-phenylalanine catabolic process
Cellular component (GO): cytoplasm
Molecular function (GO): NADPH binding; 6,7-dihydropteridine reductase activity; NADH binding
Source: RefSeq, a predicted model, not a curated record